Pungitius pungitius (ninespine stickleback) is the source of this 4268-nucleotide messenger RNA. RefSeq names its product voltage-dependent calcium channel beta subunit-associated regulatory protein. Gene Ontology annotation, molecular function: transmembrane transporter binding. Gene Ontology annotation, cellular component: plasma membrane; secretory granule. NCBI's taxonomy places the organism in Eukaryota, Metazoa, Chordata, Actinopteri, Perciformes, Gasterosteidae. Gene Ontology annotation, biological process: negative regulation of voltage-gated calcium channel activity; negative regulation of calcium ion-dependent exocytosis. The record is from RefSeq and is a predicted model, not a curated record. The transcript has 10 exons. Bases 159 to 3041 code for a protein of 960 amino acids.
UCGGCGGGUUUUCAGAGGAGACGGGAAGAUGCUGCUGCUUCUGGGGCUGCGAAGGCUGCUGCUGCUGCUGCUGAGCGCCGCGGGCUGCAGCGGGUCGCUGUAGUCAGUCUGCUUCAACACCGCCUGCAUAGACCGGUUCACACACGCCGACCUGGACCAUGAGCAAUGAGUCGCCUGUUCUCACCAGUCUGUCUGAGAGCUCCACGGAUGUGCCUGUGGCGGCGGACCAGGUGGAGAACUAUGUGCUGCUGUUGGUGCUGCUGAGUGUUUUUGCCGGGGGGACGCUGGUCCUGCUCUCCCUGCUGCUGCUCUUCUGCCACCGCUGCUGCAUGGGCGGACGCCGCUACUCCAGAGCGAGCGAUGACCCCGAGAAGACAAACACCACAUAUGUUGAGGAUUCUCAGCCCACCCAAGAGAUCACCAUUCACCUGGAUGAAUCAGACGCAUUCUCAGCUGGCAGCUGUCACGAUGGGGAGUCGGAGCGGUUUGUCUCCACUGGGUCUACCGGCCGCAGAGUCUCCUUCAAUGAAUCUGCACUGUAUGAACUGGAGAAGACGACUCAGGACAAAGCACGCAGGUACACUCUGACCGAGGGAGACUUCCACCAUCUGAAAAAGGCCCGGCUGACUCACCUUGCCUUGCCCCCGGCCCCUUGUGACCUGAAAAUUCUCACCAUCAUGGAGUGUGACUCAACGGAGAGCAGCACCGUAAACAUCCACGAGACGGCCGCUCCCAAUCGGCCCCUCACCAUCUACCAGCCCAGUGAGAGAAGAGUCCCUGACUGGGUGGGACUGAGCCUCAGCAGAGGUCUGCCCGGAGACCAGCACCACUGUGCCAUCCUGGACCAGCGCCACGGACAAGCUUCAUGCGCCGUCAACACCCAGCAGGCAUGGUCCCAGACAAUGGAGGCUAUCGGAGACACAGGAGAGGCUCAGAGCGAACGGGUGCUCAGAGGAGAGUCGACUCAAGCCCCGGGCCAGACUUCAGUUCUACACUUCUUCACUAAACUGCGGCGUCAUGCUAGUCUGGAGGGGGCGGGGCCUUACUUCAGGAAGUGGAAGUUUGACAGCAGUCAUCGGGCCGCCAGCCUUGAUGCCAAAGGAUCCCCCAAGAGAAGACCCUUCCAGAGACAGAGAGCAGCAAGUGAAACCACUGAUCACACCGACGACUCUUUGUCCCUCCAAGAUGAGGUUAUUGAGUCGGUCCUACAGUCCCCCGUCCCGACCAGUGGCCUCCAGUCGCUCUCUGCAGAGUCUCUUUCUCAACCAGACACGGCACUCACAUCCUCAGUCUUCCUCAGCAGGUUAAAACCAGAGGCCAUGGGGGAGUUUAAUGGCAGCAGCGGCCCCAGAGGAGAAGAUCUCUGUUUGCCAACAAACGAUUGCUGCGCCCAGAGGAAAGAGGAGGCUAAAGCCAAUGGCACUCGAGUAGAAGAAGAGUUCGUUGCAGGUACUGGAUCGGAAGCAGGGAUAGCCGAGCUAGAAUCGGUGGAAGAUGACGACUUGUUUGUCGUGCAACAAGGAGCUGCUGUACAAGAGAGUUUUGAAGACAAGAUAACGAAUGUGAGGAAAACAAAUGAGGCGGAUGAAAGAGAUGAGCUGGCGUUGGGGGCUGAGGACGGUCUCAGGGCCCUAUCGGGCACUUCGCCUUCCUUCACGAAUCGCCAGGAGAGCUCAGAGGCUCCUCACUCCCUGUACAGAGACAUUUGGAGCUUGCGAGCGUCUCUCGAGCAGUACGCCUCCUCGGACCAGAGCAGCACCGAUCGGGAGUCCAUCCGCAGCGAUGGCGACAGCGGCUCGUCCCACGGCGGUGCAGGAGCUCGCUUUGGCCUGGACAGCUGCUUGUCCCAAGACCUGGACGAUGAGCCUGAAGGAGAAGGCGAGGGAGAGGGAGGAACCAGAGGGGCGUCGGGUGGGGACAGUGAGGUGGGAGGUGGAGCUGGGGGAGAGGGCGAGGCAGGGAACCGCAAACUCCUCCAGAUGGACAGCGGCUACACCUCCAUUGAAGCACCAUCCAGACCUCCGGACGAAAUGCGGCUUUUUGGGACUCCUGGAGCUCCAAGAGGGAAGACGGCGUCUGAGAGAAGGUCGUUCUUCACCAGCUCCGGGAGAAAAGGUUCAGUGUGCGAGAGCAUCGAGGCCCGGCUGUUACAGGAGGAACUGGAAGAAGAGAUGGCACACGGCGCCGAGGAGAAACUAAAGAACAGAACUCAAACUGCAGGCCAGUCUCUUACCUUUCAAGAACCGCAUGAGCUUCUGAAGACCCUUCAACCUCCGAAACCUCCGGAAUCCCAGUUGCUGUCUCAGCUGAUUAAGCCAAUCCCACAGGCCUCUACUCCUCUCAAACCUCGCCUCCGCCGCCGCGACUACAGCAUCGACGAGAAGACAGACGCCCUCUUCAACGAGUUCCUCCGUCACGAUCCACGGUUCGACCAGCAGGAUCCGCCGCUGCGCACCAGGCAUCGAUCCAGAGUUCACCUCCGAAAGCAGUGGCAGCGACACAAGCAAUACAGCGACCCGGGGUCAGGUGCUGGAGGCAGGUACUCCCCGUCUUUGGAGAGGCAGCGGUUCACGCCGCUGAGGAGAGGCGACAGUGCCGGGUACCCUCUGGACACCAGGUAUCACAGCACCCUGUCGCGCAUCGCCAGCGCUGCCGACGAGGAGGCCUGCGAGGUCACGCCUGGGGAGGAACCCACCAAAGAGAGCUCAGACGGCACCGAGCCGUCAAGUGGAGGCGGCGGCUGCGCAGGGGGGGGAGCCGUUAAGAGCGCCGAGUCGACCGGCGAGGGCGACGGCCGCCAGGAGAGCAGAGCCGGCCCGUCUUUGGGCGGCACAGGGGGGAGCCGCGCGGAUCCCACGGUCGCCAACAGAAACAACAACAGCAGCCGAGCCGGUGGGCCGGAGCGCAGCCUGGCGGACAAGGCGGCGGCGGCGGUUGAAGAGCGGCUCUACGGCGGCCUGCGCAGCGCAGAGAAGCUGGGCCAGGGCGGGGCGGAGCGGGCGCUCGCUGUGUCGGCCUCACCCGGCUUCAGCCCGAUGUAACCUGUGGAUCUCUUCUCCCAUCGGCUUCAUCUCACAUCCAAUACGUAUAGACGGCAGACUUGAAUUCAGUGUCCAUAGCAGUUCCGUGUGUUAGAUACUCGUGUCCCUUGCAUUUAAAUGAAUGUGAUUCACACAGAUAUGUCCUGCAGGACAGAAGAACAGUGUCUCGUGGUAUUUCCAUUCACACCUUGAUUUCCACUGAGCCCCUUUUGUAUUGGUAAUCGUUCAAAAAAAAUCAAAUGCAUUUAUUACACAGCUUAACCCAUCAUUAGAAGAAAUGAACAUUUUCAGACUUAACUGUGAAUUUCCAGCAUGCUACUGUACGUUCAAACAAUGUGUAUGUGAAUACUUAACGGUUUUGACUUUGAAACAAAAAGCACUUUGAUAGGAAAAAGAAAGCGAUGGAGUUUCUGUCACCAAUUUCUCUCAUUUUAAAACAAUAUCCUCCCCAAGUGUCCUUCUCUCAAUCACAAGUGUUAAUGUCUUUGGGAACGCUUGAGGUUUACGGAUUUGGCGAAAAGUAGUACACUGACCACCUAAUUGACAAAAAACUAUCUCCGUGAUCAUGAGAUCUCAGAGGGGUUAGCAGGUAAAAACAUAUCCAAACAGCCAACUGUCAAUGGACUAUUGCGCAUCAUGGAUUUUUAUACUCAUAUUUCAUCUAUUUUUCAUUAGAUUUUUGUUAAUCGUUUGUCCUUACUAUUCCUUACAAUUAAGGAGGGGGAAUCUAGGAACUAUGGCUCCUAGCGAAGUGUUGCAUCAGUGCUGUGACUUUGUUGAGGGGGAGACAGGCAGCUGACACUUUAAGUGACUGACAGGAGCCUCGCUGGCUUUGAGACAGAUGGUCCCGGGACAGAGACGAGGCAAAUAGCAGUGGCCGUGGAUAAGCUCAUUCAGUACUCCUGAAUAAAAGAUCUGGUGAUUAUUUUCCUUAUUGUCAAUGCAAUGAGAAUAACUACUUGUUCAUCUUAAAAUGAAGCAUUACAUGCAUGGUUAAAGCCUGACGUAGUUUAUUGCACUUCCAUACUAUUAAAGACAAAUUAAAUAGUGAGCCACAUGGCUGGAGCAGACGAGUCAAUCAUUACUACAAAUGGGCACAUUUGGAGCACACUAGUUUUCGAAAAUCAAGUGCACAGCAGUUUUGGUGUAUCAUGUACUAUAAAACAAAAAUGUCACAUUUCCUAAUACCUAUCUCCCAUGAAGUCAGAAAGUAUUAUGAGACAAACU